Molecule: messenger RNA, 5520 nt
Organism: Coturnix japonica (Japanese quail)
Lineage: Eukaryota; Metazoa; Chordata; Aves; Galliformes; Phasianidae
Gene: ZFR
Product: zinc finger RNA binding protein
Cellular component (GO): precatalytic spliceosome
Molecular function (GO): double-stranded RNA binding; zinc ion binding; single-stranded RNA binding
Source: RefSeq, a predicted model, not a curated record
GCGCGGCGGUUGAGGAGGAGGAGGAGGAGGAGGUGGUGGGAGGGGGGGGGUGAGAGUUGAGAGUUCAGCCGCCGCCGUCGCUGCCGCCAGCUCGGACUCAUGAUUCCCAUAUGCCCGGUAGUUUCGUUCACCUAUGUGCCCAGCCGGCUGGGAGAAGAUGCCAAAAUGGCCACCGGCAACUACUUUGGAUUCACCCAUAGCGGUGCUGCUGCUCAAUAUAGCCAGCAGCCAGCUUCGGGUGUAGCAUAUUCCCAUCCAACUACAGUGGCUAGCUACACUGUCCACCAGGCACCAGUUGCUGCUCACACAGUUACUGCAGCCUACGCUCCAGCAGCAGCUACGGUUGCAGUAGCCAGGCCUGCUCCAGUAGCAGUUGCAGCUGCUGCAACUGCUGCGGCAUAUGGAGGCUAUCCUACAGCGCACACAGCUACAGAUUAUGGCUAUACACAGAGGCAACAAGAAGCUCCGCCACCACCACCUCCUGUCACUACGCAGAAUUACCAGGAUUCCUAUUCUUACGUUCGAUCUACUGCCCCGGCUGUAGCAUAUGACAGCAAGCAAUAUUAUCAACAGCCAACAGCAACUGCUGCAGCUGUGGCUGCAGCUGCCCAGCCUCAACCUUCAGUGGCAGAGUCAUAUUACCAGACAGCUCCGAAGGCAGGAUAUAGCCAAGGAGCAACUCAAUACACUCAAGCCCAGCAAACACGACAAGUAACAGCUAUAAAACCUGCAACCCCAAGUCCAGCGACAACUACGUUUUCUAUAUAUCCUGUAUCCUCUACUGUGCAGCCAGUAGCAGCUGCAGCUACUGUUGUUCCAUCCUAUACUCAAAGUGCAACAUACAGUACAACAGCGGUUACUUACUCUGGUACCUCUUACUCUGGCUAUGAGGCUGCAGUGUAUUCAGCUGCAUCAUCCUAUUAUCAGCAGCAGCAGCAGCAACAGAAACAGGCAGCGGCAGCAGCUGCUGCUGCUGCAGCAACAGCCGCUUGGACAGGGACCACCUUUACUAAAAAGGCACCAUUCCAAAAUAAGCAACUGAAACCAAAACAACCCCCCAAACCACCCCAGAUCCACUACUGUGAUGUUUGUAAGAUCAGCUGUGCUGGACCACAGACUUACAAAGAACACUUAGAAGGUCAGAAACACAAGAAGAAAGAAGCGGCAUUAAAAGCAUCCCAGAACACCAAUAGCAGUAGCACUUCUGCUCGAGGAACUCAGAAUCAGUUGCGCUGUGAGCUUUGUGAUGUGUCUUGUACAGGAGCAGAUGCAUAUGCUGCCCAUAUCCGUGGAGCCAAGCAUCAGAAAGUAGUAAAAUUGCACACAAAACUUGGCAAACCCAUUCCUUCAACUGAACCAAACGUGGUUACGCAGGCUACUUCCUCAACAUCCACAUCUGCUUCCAAACCAGCUGCCUCUGCUUCAAGCAUAGCAACUAGCAGCAGUACUGUGAACUCCUCUGUUGCAUCCUCUGCGGUGAAAAUUCUUACUCCCACGGCAAACACACCACUUAACACAGCGUCCAACAACAAAACAUCUUCAACUGCUGCUAAUAUAGCAGUAAAGAAAAUAUCAACACCGAAAAUAAACUUUGUUGGCAAGUACAGAAGUGGCAAUAAGCUUCAGACAACAGGAAGUAAACUGGAAGAAAUGAAAUCAGCUGAAAGUGUUAAAACAACUCCUACUGCCACGGUACAAACACAGGAAGUGAAACCAGACACAGCAGCUGAACCAGUGACUCCUACAACUCUUGCUGCCUUGCAAAGUGAUGUCCAGCCAGUGGGACAUGACUAUGUGGAGGAGGUAAGAAACGAUGAAGGAAAGGUGAUCCGCUUUCACUGCAAACUUUGUGAAUGCAGUUUUAAUGACCCUAAUGCCAAGGAGAUGCACUUAAAAGGAAGGAGGCACAGACUCCAGUAUAAGAAAAAAGUAAACCCAGAUCUGCAAGUAGAAGUGAAGCCCAGCAUUCGAGCAAGAAAAAUUCAGGAAGAAAAGAUGAGGAAACAGAUGCAGAAAGAAGAAUACUGGAGAAGGCGAGAAGAGGAAGAACGCUGGAGGAUGGAAAUGAGGCGAUAUGAAGAGGACAUGUACUGGAGGAGAAUGGAGGAAGAGCAGCAUCAUUGGGAUGACCGUCGUAGAAUACCAGAUGGAGGAUAUCCUCAUGGUCCUCCAGGACCUCUUGGCCUGCUGGGAGUUAGACCAGGAAUGCCUCCUCAGCCCCAAGGGCCAGCUCCUCUGCGUCGCCCUGACUCCUCAGAUGACCGCUAUGUGAUGACCAAGCACGCAGCAAUAUAUCCAACGGAGGAGGAACUUCAGGCAGUCCAAAAAAUCGUUUCUAUUACUGAGCGUGCUUUGAAACUUGUUUCUGACAACAUGACUGACAAUGAGAAAAAUAAGAGCAAAGAGGGAGAGGACAAAAAGGAUGGCAGUAAAGACAGAGCUUUGAAAGGAGUUUUGCGGGUAGGUGUUUUGGCUAAAGGCUUGCUGCUCCGUGGAGACAGAAACGUCAAUCUUGUUUUGUUAUGUGCUGAGAAGCCUUCAAAGACAUUACUCUGUCGUAUUGCUGAAAGUCUUCCCAAACAACUCGCAGUAAUAAGUCCUGAGAAAUACGAUAUCAAGUGUGCAGUCCCAGAAGCAGCAAUAAUUUUAAAUUCAUGUGUGGAACCCAAAAUGCAAGUUACUAUCACACUGACAUCUCCAGUCAUUCGGGAGGAGAACAUGAGGGAAGGAGAUGUAACCUCGGGUAUGGUGAAAGACCCACCGGACGUCUUGGACAGGCAAAAAUGCCUUGACGCUCUGGCUGCUCUACGCCACGCUAAGUGGUUCCAGGCUAGAGCUAAUGGUCUGCAGUCCUGUGUGAUUAUCAUUCGUAUUCUUCGUGACCUCUGUCAGCGUGUUCCAACUUGGUCUGAUUUUCCAAGCUGGGCUAUGGAGUUGCUUGUGGAAAAAGCAAUCAGCAGUGCUACUGGACCACAAAGCCCUGGGGAUGCACUUAGAAGAGUUUUUGAGUGUAUAUCUUCAGGGAUCAUUCUUAAAGGUGGUCCUGGCCUUCUGGACCCUUGUGAAAAAGAUCCUUUUGAUACACUUGCUGUAAUGACAGAUCAGCAACGGGAGGAUAUUACUUCAAGUGCACAGUUUGCACUGAGACUCCUUGCAUUCCGUCAGAUUCACAAAGUUUUAGGAAUGGAUCCGUUACCACAGAUGAAUCAACGCUUCAACAUCCAUAACAAUCGUAAAAGGAGAAGGGACAGUGAUGGGGUUGAUGGAUUUGAAGCAGAAGGAAAAAAAGACAAAAAGGAUUAUGAUAACUUUUAAAAAGCUUCGUCUUUUUUGAUGAGAUUGAAGGUGAUAAACUAUCCAUUUGUUGCCUUGUUUUUACUCCAUGCAUAAUAAUGUCUGUUUAAAACAUCCAAAACCAAUGCAGAAAUUAGAUUUGGAUGAGGGUCAUCUAGCUCUGCUGUGAGAUUCUGAACAUUGUGAUGGAUGUGCUGUAUCAGACAAAUUAUGAAUGGAAAGACUACAAAUGGAAACUAUCGUAGGAAAAAGAAUAGUUCUGGGUUCUUUUUUCCCUCAUAGCGUUUUCUUUAGAAGUAUUGCUAACUUCAGUAACUCGUUAUUUUUUUUGUCUUUUUUUUUUUAAUGAACAAGUGCGUUGUCUUGACUGUAUUUAACACAGCAUUUGUGCUUUUGUUGCGAUGUGUAUUUUGACAUUUUAUUUAGAAGGUUUUUUGUUUGCUCUUGACACUAGUUGUGUAAGUUACUUUGUGUUCAAUAGGAUAAACUGUUCCCCUCCCAAUUAAUAUUUUACAAAUUUUUUUUGUAAAGUGAGACUGCAGGAUUAUGGUUUUUUUUCUAAAUGUGAAGGGGUUCCAACGCAAUUAGCCUGCCGUUUGAGUUAAUUGUUUUUUGCCAAUCUUGUGGCAUUUGUCUUAGUGUGAUAUAACAUUGUAAUUAAGACAAAUUUGUGUUAAUCUAAGCAAAUUUGCUGUUAGUUGUGCAUUAGCAGUAUAAAAGCUAAUAUAUACAGUAUGAUCUUGCAACAGUUUUAAAGCAGCCGCAUAACUGAUUAAAGUUUUGCAUGAUGUUUGUUUUUAAUAGAAGGGCUUUAAAGACUAUUAUUUUAGGUUAAAUGCGUAGUUCUUUGUAUGAUUGACUUUGUGACAUAGCAAGGCCAAAAAAUAACUUUCUGACUUUCUUUUCCGAACAUAUAAGCAGAAGCAGGCAUUUUCCAUUUGGACAGAGUUAAUCAUUCUUUUCCAUCAACUUUUGGCAACAUGGUAUUAAUGCCUCUCAGUCCUUAAAAAAUAAAUGUUUGUCAUAUUGGUGCCUGUGAGGUUAUUCCUUAUAAGCUAUUUCUGUAUAAAACUUCUGUGGCUUUUUUUUUUCCCCCCCAUAAUUCAAACUUUAAAACUGAAGUAUUGAUAAGUGGACGUUAUCAAAGAAAAUACCCAGAAAAUUAUUUGGUGUGACCAUAGUGUAUGCUUAUGUCUCUUUUAAAAGGCUAAAAUAUAGCAGUGGUGUAAGUCACAUCAUACCAUUGACGUAUGCUCUGAUACACAGGUGUGAUUUGUUGUCACAGCACUACAGUGGAAAUACGCAAAUAAAAGCUAAGAUUUAUUAAAUGACUAAAAUUAAUUACACACUGGAAACUGAAGUUUCACUUACUCUGUUCAAUGUUUAUUACAGUUGUUUUGCAAACCCAUGAAACACAGAUUACCACGGACUAACAUGCUGGUAACUGCUUUAUCAGUGGCUGAUGAGAGUAUCAGGUGUCACAAAGAUAACUCGUCAUUUCUGAUGAUGUUCAUUAAGAAAGCCUUCUGUUGCAGCUUGUGGUUGAAUUAAUCUUUGACCUUUUUAAGUAAAUAAAUCUUGGAGUAGGACAGUACUUCUUUUUCACAGCAAUUGCUGCUGACAGGGUGAAUCUGAGGAAUAGGAGUAAGAGAUCAUAGGAAGUAGACAGACUCUUGAAGAAAAAAUGAAAUGCAGUGUUCUUAAAACAUCAGAGUAUAAGUUUAAGAGGACUGUGUGUGAGUGGUUAGUAAACAAGGAAAGCUUUCUCAUGGUAGGAAACAUCUUUUAAAUAAUCUCAGUAUCAGGAAAACAAUAAUUAGCAUGUGCUUUAAGAUUGCUUUAAGAAAAGAUUAGGCUUGUUUCUAUAGUCCAGCUUUGAGGUGUAGCUUCCAAGCAUGUGCUUGUUCUUGGUCCUUUUUUUGUUUUUUGAAGGGGGAUAUCUUGCUGCUAUGGCAUCCAGGUAGCCAUUACUGUUAAUUUUGAAAGCUACAGGUGCUAUUCAUGUGGCAAGUUCAACUCAAUACCAAAGUUUAUUUCCACAUAAAGCUAAAAACUUGUCUCCUCAGACAUGUGACCCUAAACUUCAGGCUUUGUAAGGUCAAAGAUGUAUUUUGGAUUUCCUGUGUUUUUGUUCUGCUGGCUUUCCUUUUUUAACUAGUUUCUUAAUCUUUUGAAAUAUUGUAUACUUAAAGCGAUUCCACAUUAAAUAUGAAGCUGUGACUACGA